Molecule: messenger RNA, 266 nt
Organism: Paramecium sonneborni
Lineage: Eukaryota; Ciliophora; Oligohymenophorea; Peniculida; Parameciidae
Source: the annotation of a GenBank genome assembly
AUGGAUUAAGAAAUAAAGAAGCUAGAAUAACUCAAAUAAUAAGAAAUACUGUUAAUGUAACAAAUUUAUGAAAAGAAAGUAAAAUAUGUUUUUUGAAUUAGAUUAAUUACUUGAAUACUAAAAUAUAAUUAUUAACAGAAGAAUCAAAGUAAAAAGAUUUUGAUUUAUUAAAUCUAAAGAAGAAUGAUUUAUCGUCAGAUAUUUUGUUUUAAAAACCAAUCAAAAUAUAAAAGGCUCAAAUUUAGAUUUUGAAAAAUAAAAAUUGA